Molecule: messenger RNA, 573 nt
Organism: Anopheles coustani
Lineage: Eukaryota; Metazoa; Arthropoda; Insecta; Diptera; Culicidae
Gene: Pomp
Product: proteasome maturation protein
Exons: 3
Coding region: 102-497 (131 amino acids)
Biological process (GO): proteasome assembly
Cellular component (GO): cytoplasm; nucleus
Source: RefSeq, a predicted model, not a curated record
GUCAAACCUCAAACAAUCAAAACAGCAACAUCAUUCUGUGCAUUCCGGCGUUUCUUCGGAGGUUUUUGUUCUCAAGUGAAAUCUUAAAACAUCAUUAGAAAAUGGAUCCUGCCAUCAAGGUUACGCCGAAAAUGCCGUCGACGUUCAAUGAGUUCUCGGGUCACUUGGAGCCGCGCGAUGAAACCUGCGUUGCCCAGCUUCAGGCAGUCCAUCCUUUGAAGCAAUCAGAACUGAAUUACAAUCAGCACCGUCAAAAUCUCAACAUGCAGAUGCUCCGUAAACACGAAGGACUGGCCGCUCCGCUUAAGCUUGCGAUGGAACUCAAAGCUGUAUCGAAGGUCGGACAUUUGCCAUUCCUUCCUUCGACGAAUGUUGCUCGGGAUGUUCUUACCGGUCGUGACGAAAUGAUCGAAUUUUCUGAUAUAUUCAACUUGGAAGAACACCAAGAAAUUAUGCGUCAACCCCACGCUGUCAUGGAGAAGUAUUUAGGAAUGUAGGUUUGUGGUUUUUCUUUUCGAUUCUAAGUGGAGGGUACUACAAUGUGAAAUAAAAGUUUAUACAUUCGGAAACCUA